AUGGAUCAAAGCUUGAAAAAAUUUGAAACAGCUUAUUUAUCCUUGGAUCAAGAUCGCAUGUGGACAUUGGAGAGUGGUCGAAAGGUGGAAGAAGUCAUUUUUAAUCAUGCAAAAAACCUGAAUGAAGAAUCAUUAUUACACUCGUUCGUAAUUAAUGAUAGUGAUAAGGAUGUUCAAUCAUUGUUUACUGAUGAUGAGUGGUUUGAGAUUAUUACCUCGGAAGUUAAGGCUAAACCAAAGCUUGAACAUAAUGUCAAAGAAUUAAUGAAAAAGUACACUCUUGAAGAUGUCAAGAAAUUACAAAAGGUUGUUUUUGAAUCAUAUUUAUCUGAAGAAGAAGAAUACGAUCAGGAUAUUCAAUUUAAACUUGAUUAUAUAAAUUAUGCCUAUCGAGGAAUGUUAUUUGUAUGGCAAAAUGAAAAGGUUUUCGUAGAUCAUGAAGUGGACGUAUGGAACCGCUUGAUUGAUCCAGCUUUUCAAAAUAUGGACAUUAAGUUAGUACAUGGGGACAUGAGUUUUGCAUCAUGCAAACGAAAAAAUGAAGCAAGAAAAGGAAAACAUAAGAAAAAUCUUGGUCACAAGAGUGAUGGAAUAUUUAGAUUAUGCAGUAGUCAUUUGGAAUUUGGGGCAAUUGAGGUGGAAAAAAGGUGGACAGGUGGUUAUCCGUCUAUUUCUUUAAAAAUUUGCAAAAUGCUCAAAGACAUGGUGACACAACUUUCGGGUGAAUGCAAUGACGAGGAAUCAUAUUUGAGACGAUUACAAUUAGUUGGUAUUAUUCAUGGACCUACCAAAAUUCGAACAAUGGUAAUGGACUGUCCCAAGGGAUAUAUUUCACGCGUUCUACAUCGUAAAGUUUGUGAAGUUUCUAACCAAUUAACCAAAUCCGAACCGCUUGCAUCUGUGCUGAAGGAAAUCUUAGUUGCCAAAGCUAUUAUUAAUCAAACCUUAAAUGUUAUAAGAGAGAAGAAAAAUUCUGGUUCUAAAAAAGGGUUUGAGACAAGAACCAGAUCUAUUUACAAAGCUUCUACUUUUAAUUAA
Messenger RNA from Dentiscutata erythropus, 1038 nucleotides. NCBI's taxonomy places the organism in Eukaryota, Fungi, Glomeromycota, Glomeromycetes, Diversisporales, Gigasporaceae. The record is from the annotation of a GenBank genome assembly.